GUCAUGCAAUCUAUGUGUUCAGUUUAUAAAUACGUACAAAUCACUAAAUAAUUCAUUCUACAUUCAACGCUUGUUGAAAACAAUCAAACAAACAUGUCUACCUUCGCUUUCUUCGUCCUCUGCGCUCAAGCUUGCCUCAUUAGCUCGGUGUACAGCCAGUACCUGGGUUGUGGACCAGCGCUGGCCCCAGCCAUGGCCAUGGGAGUGCCUGCGAUGCCCCUCGCCGCGCCCAUGUACGACCCCAUAGUCCGCGGUGGAUGCGGCGCCGCUUAUGGAGGCUCUGGCAUCGGAAACCUGGCUGUCGCCGGUGAGCUGCCCGUGGCUGGUACCACCGCCGUCGCCGGUCAGGUGCCCAUCAUCGGCGCCGUGGAGUUCGGUGGACCCGCUGCUGCCGCUGGUGCUGUCACCAUCGCUGGUAGCUGCGGCUGCGGAUGCGGUGCUCCCUACAUGUACUAAGAACAAUCUUUUAUAUCAGUUACAUAUCAAAAAUAAAAUUUGUACACUCAAA
Messenger RNA from Manduca sexta (tobacco hornworm), 508 nucleotides. RefSeq names its product chorion class CA protein ERA.1-like. Gene Ontology annotation, biological process: multicellular organism development; chorion-containing eggshell formation. Lineage: Eukaryota; Metazoa; Arthropoda; Insecta; Lepidoptera; Sphingidae. The transcript has 2 exons. Gene Ontology annotation, molecular function: structural constituent of egg chorion. Bases 94 to 456 code for a protein of 120 amino acids. The record is from RefSeq and is a predicted model, not a curated record. Gene Ontology annotation, cellular component: egg chorion.